CUUUUCACGCAUUAGUGAGUGAUAAACGAUUUACGACGAAUUCCAGCAUCAGAAAAAGAAGACGGCACGAUGGGAUCUGUAUCUCAUCAGAAGAUAUCAACCCGGUUGAUCAUCUUCCUGAUGCUGGCAGCAUGCACCGACCUUACACGAAAACCGACCUCGGUCCAAGCAAUAGCAGUUACAACAACGGAACAACAAGAAUCUACCCAGACAACGAUGACAGCCGCCGACUUGGUCGCCGAAACCGGAGAAGAACCGGCGUCGGAGAUGGUUAGCGAAAAAUCCGACCUAAACGAAGCGGAAACCAAAGACCCAAAAAAGUUGGAAAUCAUCAAACAAAUUAGAAGGUACAACAACGACGGCUCGUACACGGUAGGGUACGAAGCCGAAGAUGGAACGUUCAAAAUCGAAAGUCGAGACGUGCUGGGUAACAUCAAGGGUACCUACGGGUAUAUCGACGAAAACGGGGACAUUCAGCGGGUUUCCUACAAUGCUCAUAACAGUACAGGGCUCAAGACUACGAUGCCGGCUCCGGUUACGGAAGAGAUCGUUCACAUUCCUCCGAAGUUCAACCGGAGUCAUAUCGGAGCACCGACCACUCGCCGGCCAGCUUCGUAUCAUUCGAGCACUUCUGCUCCGCAGAAGACCAGCGUUAUUCAGACCAUUCCGCGGAAACGACCACACGUGACUUCUACAACGGAGCGAUCGAUGUCGCGAGUCACGGAAACGAGUGGCUCUUUCUCGGAACCAACGACCGCUUCCAGUCACAGUUCGACAUCGAUUCAAUCAUCGAAACCGCUGUUGAUAAUUCGACCCACUCCACUGCCGCUGAUGGCGAAGACAAUCGAACAGUUGGCGCGACCGGAGAAGCUAGAAAGUGAACACAUUACGAAGAUUUACUCAAAAUCUUCCUCACUUCGACAGCGAGAACCCGAACGGAAACCUCUACGUGGAAACUUUCUCCGUCGGCAACUUCCGCAAGAUUCGGAAGAACAGUACGAAGCUCAACAGCAGGUUGUUUACGGACAAUCCGCCGGUGAAGAGAUAGCCAACUUGUUCGCAGGGACUCCACCCGGACUGAGACCGAUUUACACAACCACUCCAGCACCGCGUAUCCCAGCCGCCGUCCUGGCAGCUCGUCAACGAGCGGCUCAAAUCCAACAACUGCUAACCAGUGAACGUCCGGAAACGACUACUGAACGAGUGUACGUCAAACCGCAGAGAAAACAAGAACCGGCUCCCGUGAUGUACGAACCGGCUACGGAACCAUCGUCGGAGAAUAGCUACGUAACGGACAUGCCCAAUUCGGUUGUCCAGAUUCCGGCCAAUUCUAAUCGAGAAGUUACCGAAGCGGCUGAAGAUGAACGUAGGGUUUAUCGGCAAAGGCCGAUUGAAUUUAGACCUCGGGAAGGUUACCGAUUUGCUCAGGAUCGACCGGAAAGGUACCGAGUACCGUUGGGAAUAGCUCCGCAGGGUCGAGCUUUUCCCGGAUCUGAACAGCAGUUCUACCGGGACCCUGCGGGUCGGGGACCUCAACCGAUACAGCCGGAGAACUACCCGGUCGAUGAAGAGGAUAAUAAUGUGGCGUACCGCCAACAGAGAAGACCUCAAGGUCCUCCACCCUAUACGCAGACUCAGCAAGAACCACCAACUGCCAACAAUAUCCCCAAUGCGCAUAGUUAUCCACAGCAAUCGUACCCCGUUCCAUAUCCUUACAACCCUUACAGAAACCCUUACCAGUCUCCAGUAAGUCCGUACUAUGACUUCCCAGAACGUCCACUGACAACCAGAGAUUUCGAACGAAUUCUGCAACUCUUAAUAUUCCGCCAUCAGCAGAUCCAACAGCAGCAAGCCUACCGUUUCGGAGGCUACACCAACCCUUACUACGGAGGACCUUCCCUUGCACCACCGUUCGUCCCCGGUGGAUUCGGAGCAGCUGGCGGUUACCCUGCGCAAAUCCCUCGACCUCCAUUCUACAACGCACCACCCACGGGAGCCGGUUACUUCGACCCUCGCUAUCAAAACCCCCUGUACAGUCCAUCCACCGGUAGUCGUCAAUAUCCGGGGGUUACCCCGGGUACGGGUGGAAUUCAACAACCAUCAACCGACUAUUCGGACAAUCAAGGUUACACACCGCGACGGCGACCACAGUACUCGCCACGAAUCGACCAUGAAUAUCAGGGUUCGGGUGCCGGUAGUGCACAGCAGCAACAGCUCGCCCAACCGGAACUAAUUCCGGCGGAGGUUCGGGAAGAUCUACUCUACCGGAUGCUACUACUAGCGAUUCAGCCCGAUCCGGCGUUUGGUGGUGGAGGUGGUGGAGUAGGAGGUGGACCUGGCGGUUUCGGCAUCGGUGGUGGUGGUUUGAUUCCGGCCGGAUCGGUGCCGAGAUCACAGACGACACCCGCCGUUCCCGGGUACAGCAAGAAACCGGUGCGGAGUGUGCAGAUUCUGGGCGAGGAGUGACCGGGCGCGGUAAGACUGUA
This is a messenger RNA of Topomyia yanbarensis, 2486 nucleotides long. RefSeq lists its product as uncharacterized. The transcript is spliced from 2 exons. Bases 70 to 2466 code for a protein of 798 amino acids. NCBI's taxonomy places the organism in Eukaryota, Metazoa, Arthropoda, Insecta, Diptera, Culicidae. The record is from RefSeq and is a predicted model, not a curated record.